Molecule: messenger RNA, 357 nt
Organism: Phytophthora sojae
Lineage: Eukaryota; Oomycota; Peronosporomycetes; Peronosporales; Peronosporaceae
Exons: 4
Coding region: 1-357 (118 amino acids)
Source: RefSeq, a predicted model, not a curated record
AUGGGCCGCGGGGACAACCAAAUGCCGAGCAUCUGCUUCGACGACGACUGUCAGGUGCGCGUGCUGGACAAGGACAGCAUCACGCGCACGCAGGAGCUCGAGCAGGAGUGCAACCAGUUUGCAACAAAGCUCGAGGAGUUCCAUGAGAUCGUUAAGGGUGUGCUGGAGGCAAUCGUUCAGCGCAACCGCGUGGACAGCGAGGUGGAGAAUCGGAAUCGCCAGAAGCAGAUGCUGAAGCUGCUGAUCAAAGAGAAGAAGACAGAGCUGGAACGAUACAACCUCCAGUUCCAGUCGCUGAGCAAGAUCGCCGACGAGCAGCAAGCGCUCAUGGACAAGCUCAGCAACAACGAGGCGUAG